UCUCCCUGAACUCGUCGUCACUUGAGGCCGUCGGCGCGGAGGUCAGCUCGAUGGAGCUCGACUGGUGUCGUCCGCUGCCAAGGGAGCUGAGCGACAAGGAGGCGUUCGACCUCAUCCUGGCGGCCGACGUGGUCUGGCUUGACGACCUCGUCACCCCUCUCGUUCGCACCCUUGAGCGCCUUACGGCGGGGUGGCCUAGCGGUGGCGUCGACGCAUCGCCGGCGCCGCUUUCACCGGCCGCGGCAAACGGAACCCAAGAAGAGCAGCGGAAUGAGACUGGCUUGGCGGCCAGGUUCGGGAGCGGUGCCGUUCCUCAGAAGUGCGAAGGCGGCGGUCGUGCUGCGAGGUCGGUCGGGCGGUCAAGACCAUCGGCCGGGCGGCGAGUGUUGUUGGCGUACCAGUGGAGGAGCGAGAGGACAGGGAGGGCGCUGCUGGAGGAGCUAGGUGCAUGUUUCCGUGUCCGGGAGAUACCACCGGAGGAGUGCCACCCGGAUUAUUUGCCAUCAACCAACCUGUGUUUGCUGGAGGCCGUGAGGCGCCAAGAGUAGCGAUCGUAGCGCGCGUCGAGGGGCCGAUACACGGGGAGGUCCCACUACGGCGAGGACGAAGGCGUACGUCUGAGUGCUGUGAGCUUUACCAGCGCGCGGGGCUUUGGCGAACGACCUUGUGCAUACGCGCGCGCUUGCUGUCCUCCCUAUAGCAGUCGCUUGGUGCGAUAUCAGGUUGAAUGAGCGUUGUUGGAGGUUGGUGAAUGAAUGCUGAUCGUAGUCAACGGAACGGCUGCCCCCCUGGCGCCGGUUUUGGCUCCAAAAACCUUUUUGGCCC
Molecule: messenger RNA, 825 nt
Organism: Ectocarpus sp. CCAP 1310/34
Lineage: Eukaryota; Phaeophyceae; Ectocarpales; Ectocarpaceae
Source: the annotation of a GenBank genome assembly